Molecule: messenger RNA, 2045 nt
Organism: Priapulus caudatus
Lineage: Eukaryota; Metazoa; Priapulida; Priapulimorpha; Priapulimorphida; Priapulidae
Product: tropomyosin-like
Exons: 9
Coding region: 119-973 (284 amino acids)
Biological process (GO): muscle contraction; actin filament organization
Cellular component (GO): actin filament
Molecular function (GO): actin filament binding
Source: RefSeq, a predicted model, not a curated record
UACAAGCCCGAGUUUCGUGAGGGUACGCUCAGUGCAUUACUGCUCCUUAGCGGCCCGUGAUUCUCCGGAACCUCCACUGCACUCUCUCUGUACUUGGCGAGUCGGAUAACCAGCAACAAUGGAAGCUAUCAAGAAGAAGCUGCAGGCGAUGAAGUUGGAGCGUGAGAACGCUAUCGACAGAGCCGAUGAAGCCGACUCAUCGAAGAAGGAAGCCGAAACCAAGGCCCUGCAGGCCGAGGAGGAGGUUGCCGACGUGCAGAGGAAGACGUCAGAGAGAAUGAACGAGUUGGAAACAUGCAAUGCCUCUCUAGCGUCAGCUAACGUUACACUGGAAGAGAAGGAAAAGAAGGCUCAGGAGGCGGAGGCUGAGGUGGCAGCAUUCAACAGAAGGAUCCAACUGCUGGAGGAGGAUCUGGAGAGAGCAGAGGAGAGACUCAAGACCGCCACAGAGAAGCUCGAGGAGGCAUCCAAGGCAGCUGACGAGAGCGAACGAAACCGAAAAUUGAUGGACAACAGAGUGAACCAGGAGGAGGAGCGGGCCAACAUGCUGGAAACCUCCCUGAAGGAAGCGCAGUUUCUCGCGGAAGAGUCUGAUAGGAAAUACGACGAGGUGUCGCGUAAAGUGCAGAAUAUGGAAUCUGACUUGGAGCGGGCUGAGGAGCGCGCCACCGGCGGUGAAGUCAAGAUCAUUGAGCUGGAGGAGGAGCUGAGAGUUGUCGGCAACAACCUGAAGUCUCUCGAAGUCAGCGAGGAGAAGGCUGCACAGAGAGAGGACAGCUACGAGACACAGAUCCGCGACCUGACAGCCAGGCUCAAGGAUGCUGAGACGCGCGCUGAGUUCGCUGAGAGGACUGUGCAGAAACUCCAGAAGGAGGUCGACAGACUCGAAGACGAGCUCGUGCACGAGAGGGAGAAGUACAAGGCCAUCAGCGAGGAGCUGGACCUCACCUUCCAGGAGCUCUCUGGCUACUAGACGACGCGCUAUCGGCGCGUGCGACACAUUCAUCAUUCGACUCCUCCCUUGGCCACUGCUGCUGCCGGCUUCUUUUGGCUGCUGCAGCCGCUCCUGUCACAUCCAGCGACUUCCUCCGCUUUCUCUCUCUGUCACUCUCGCUGUGUUUUUACGCGCGGCCGGCUCUCUCUCUUUCUGUCUGGUGUGUCCUGCGUAGCGUUAUUAGGUGCUUAACUUCAGUUACCCCGUGGAUGCGGAUACUGUAGCCGUAAACGUUUGGGCCGCGCCCUUCUGGCGCCCGCGCGCGGCCGCCGCCGUUACUCACACCGGCCCUCGGCGAGUGUGCGAGCGCACACGCGGGGAGGCGGGGGGCCAGUGGCGGCGGCGGCGCGCGCGCGCAGGGCCGCCACCGCCAUCCGGGGACCCAAAAUAUCUGUUGGCCAAGUACCCUCAGUUAAUUUGCCCGAGUUGUAUGUAUUGCUGAAAAUUUAUCGAGCGAAGGGGCAACGUGCCAGAAUCAUGUGUCCAGCAAGGUGCGAGCUGAUUGGGGAGAUAAUCAACAACAACAACAACAACACACACACACUUAGAGACUGUAUAGUUUUUUUGCAACCUGGUGCAAUGCGUGAGCUAUUAGCACAUCAUGAUCAGUGGCAGCGUUUUAAUGACGAUAAAUUAUAGCUUUUAUGGCUGAUAAAUAAAUAUUUGUUUUUUUUCAUACAUUUAAACACGAAUGUAAACAUGAAGGAGCUACGAAGUGUAUUAGUGAUUAUUUCUCAUCGUGUAUUAUCGUAAAGGAAGGCCAACCCUUGUGCAAGUUUUUAGAUUUUGUUUGAGUAUGUGUAUUUGUGUAAAAAAAGACGAGUACCCCAAUCAAAUAUACAUCACACAGCUAUAUAUCUUGGCAUUUAAAUGCAAAAUUCACCGAAGCAUUUAAUUUGGGAGUUAGUUCUUGUUUUUAGACAAACGGAAUAUUUUCUACCAUUUGUACCGGCAGCUGUUUUACCAGCAACCCUGGUAUACAUCCGCAGUACAUGUACCAAGAUAUUUGCCUGUUUUUAUCCACCAAAAAAAUCAAUUUUAUUCAUCAUAA